Molecule: messenger RNA, 1903 nt
Organism: Rosa chinensis
Lineage: Eukaryota; Viridiplantae; Streptophyta; Magnoliopsida; Rosales; Rosaceae
Product: mediator of RNA polymerase II transcription subunit 15a
Exons: 6
Coding region: 189-1769 (526 amino acids)
Biological process (GO): regulation of DNA-templated transcription
Molecular function (GO): transcription coregulator activity
Source: RefSeq, a predicted model, not a curated record
AUUGAACUUUUCACUUUUCAGGUUGCGAGGAAAACGCACGCAUUUAGUACAUCAGUGAGCAAAGCCAGUCUUCGAGCUUCUAUAUACACUACAGACGAGAAUCGGUGAUUUCCCGUCGUCUCCAAUUUCCUGAUCACUGUUUUAAAACCCUUCUCCCAUCUUCACAAUCCCUCAAAGAGAAAGGUUUAAUGGAUAACAACAAUGGCAUUCCUCCUCAAGAUGGACAGCCCUCAAUGGAAGCAGGAGAUUGGAGGAGCAGAAUGCCCACGGAUAUGCGGCAAAGACUUAUCAAUAAGAUAAUGUCUACAUUGAAGGCGCAUCGCCCCAUUUCUGGUCAAGAGGGAUUAGAUGAACUCGAGGAAAAUGCUGUAAGUUUGGAGGAAAAGAUUUAUGCUGCUGCCACUAGCCAGUUGGACUAUCUCUGGAAAAUUAUGCUCACAGUUGUGACCAAGCCACAGAAUACAACAUCCAAUCCUCUAGAAUCCAAUGGCAAGGGACCUCUCGAUUCAGUUGCUGAUCAAGGACAAUCAGUCUCAAUGUCAUUGCCAGCCAAUCAGUCCCAAACAAGGCAACAUUUCGUACCACAGAACAUACAGAAUAACAUUCUGCCUGCCAGAGUUCAAAGUUAUGCUGGGUUGUCAUCUGGACUUUCUCCUACCAUAAACUAUCAAACAAGGGAACAAUUUGUACCGCAAAAUAUUCAGAAUAGCAUUCUGACUGCUGGAGUUCAAAGUUCUGUUGGCUUAUCAUCUGCACUAUCUCCUACCGGAAACUAUCAUCUGUAUGGCCUCCAACCCCCUGCCCCUGGUCAAAAUAUUCCCGGCUUAUCAUAUGCACUGCCUCCUCCACAGGGUCUGAAUAAGUCUGCACUACUUGCCUCUAUUCCGUCUGGCUUUUCUUCUGCUCCAGCAUCUAUUAUGCGACCUUCCACACUGCAGUCAUCUCUCCCUAGGCUUCAGCAGAAUCAACAAUCAACUAUUCCCCACUCUUCACAAUCCAUGCUUCAGCAAACAGCAGUGCCACAACAGCAAAUGUUGCCCCAACAGCAUCAACAGCAACAGUUAACAGGGUCUUCAACAGAUCAGCAGAACAAGAAGAAUCCAUCGCAGUCGAUUGCAGAGCUGUUAACCACAAUAAAGAACUCACAGCAGCAGGUCCCUAUGGGCUCUAUUCAACAGACUCCGGUCAGUGCUCCCCAGCAAGCUAACAUGAAUGUACAGAGUGGGAUUAACACAUUGCACCCAAACGUUAUUCCACUCAGUAUUCUUCAGAACCAACAACAAUAUCAGAAUCAACUUCAGCGACAAUAUCAAAUCCAGCUACUACAUCAACAGAGUCAACAGCUGCAGUUGAUGCAGAUGCAGCAGAUAAAUCAACAACUGCAACAGCAGCUGGCUAGACAGUCGCAGACACACCAAAUGCCACAGCUCCACCAAAUCAGAGUUGUUGACGCAAACAUGAAUGCCUCGUCAUCACAGAGUGGGAGUAAUAUGCUGCAGGCAAACAUUGUUUCUCCUCUGCCAAACUCUGGUAUUGUUGAUAACCAGCAUCUGAAGCAAGAACAGGAGCAGAAAAUGUUUAAGCAUCAACCCCAGCAACCAUAUCAACAGCUACAGAUCCAGAUGCCGCAGAUGCUUCAAGAAAAGCAACAGCAAAAGAUACAGCAACUAGAGCAACAAGCAAAGCAUCAGCUGUGUCAUAUUUAUUUCAUUUAUCUCAUCUUUCUCACCAUUCUGAUGGGUGCUCUCAUCUUCGGGAUAGGCCAUUGAUGUAUUUAGGCCUUGUUCUCCCCGACCGUACUAUCUGACUAUCCUUUGAUGAGCUUUUAAGUUGAUCCUGAUGUUUCACAGGGACAACUGGACUUUUUAGCUGAACGUAAUUUUAAUAUCUCUUUUGAGGACUA